CAUUUGUCAGCUACUUCCUGCCUACUACAACCAUUGACAUGAUUCAUAACAAUAGUGUGACUGAAUUCAUUUUGUUUGGGCUGACACAGGAUCCAGAAAAACAGAAGGCAGUAUUUGGAGUCUUCUUGAUUCUUUACAUUAUGACACUAAUGGGGAACUUUCUCAUUGUGAUGACCAUUAAGAUAAGUCAGACACUUGGGAGUCCCAUGUACUUUUUUCUUUUCUAUUUGUCAUUUGCUGAUGCUUGUUUCUCUACAACUACAGCCCCUAGGUUGAUAGUGGAUUCCCUCUCUCAGAAAAAAACCAUUACCUACAAUGAAUGUAUGACUCAGGUCUUUGCAGCUCAUUUCUUUGGGUGCAUGGAGAUCUUUGUACUAAUCCUCAUGGCCUUUGAUCGCUAUGUAGCAAUCUGUAGGCCUCUAAGAUAUACAACUAUAAUGAGCCAGCGUGUCUGUGGUGUAUUAGUGAUUCUUGCCUGGGUUGGUUCUUGUAUCCACUCUUCAGCACAGAUUUUCUUGGCUUUAAGACUACCAUUCUGUGGCCCAAAUGUGAUUGAUCACUAUUUCUGUGAUUUGCAGCCACUGUUGAAACUUGCCUGCAUGGAUACCUAUGUGAUCAAUUUGCUAGUUGUGUCUAAUAGUGGUGUCAUAUGCAUGGUAAGUUUCAUACUGCUGCUUAUCUCCUAUAUUGUAAUUUUAUACUCUCUGAGAAACCAUAGUGCAGAAGGAAGACGAAAGGCCCUUUCUACUUGUACUUCUCAUUUCAUUGUGGUGGUCAUAUUUUUUGGUCCCUGUAUAUUUAUAUACACACGUCCACCAACCAUUUUUCCAAUAGACAAGAUGGUGGCUGUGUUUUAUACAAUCGGGACACCUUUGCUCAACCCUCUUAUCUAUACUCUGAGGAAUGCAGAAGUAAAAAAUGCCAUGAAAAAAUUAUGGUGUGGUAAAAUAUGACUUCAGUUGAUGAACAAUAAAUGAUAAUUCUAAAGUAUAGCUCCUUAAGAGUUUAGUUUUGAUACAUGACCUGGAAAAAUAAAAUAUUUCUGAGAAUAUAUAGUUAAGAUUUCUGUCUUUCUAUGUGUGUAUAAAUAACAGCCUGGGACUAGUGAGAUGGCUUAAUAGUAAAUGUUCUUGUCACCAAGCCUGAUGACUUUAGUAUAAUCCUUGGAACCCACAGGCUAAGGAGAGAAUAAACUCCCAUAUGUUUCAGUGACCUCCUCACAUGUGUCGUGUUAGGUAGAGACACAGAAAUAAGUAUAAAC
Cricetulus griseus (Chinese hamster) is the source of this 1261-nucleotide messenger RNA. The record is from RefSeq and is a predicted model, not a curated record. NCBI's taxonomy places the organism in Eukaryota, Metazoa, Chordata, Mammalia, Rodentia, Cricetidae.